UUUUUGGGUGAAUACCUACAGUUAGUAUUUUAUUCUGCUUUAUGAUGGAAAAUCAGUCAUGACAUAGUCAGGCUUUCACUUCCAUUCCACAUUGUUUUUAUUUUAUUCCCAAGUUAUUUUCCUGGAAAGAUUUGUACAUACCAUUGAGAGUAUACCCAUUUUCAAAUUUGAUCAAACCAUUUCAUCAAAUCUAAAUCAAAUCAAGGGAUUUGUAAAAAAAAUUCACCAAAUAUUCAACAGUCAUAUUUUUAAUGAAAUUUCAAAAAGAGUAAUUAUUGAAUAUGCGUUUCUUUCAUUAAAAAUAGUUAAAACAGAUCUUUAGGAUAUGUUUGGAUUUUUUUAGAAAGAUUUGAUGAAAUAAAAGAGAGUAAGGUUUGAGUGUUCCAUAUUAGAUCAAGCUUUUAACCAAAAUUUCUCUAAAAUUUGAUGAAAAAAAGAGACUAGGGUUGGAGAUGCUCUUAGUGUAGUGAUCCUGCUCUUAUUUGUAUCUCAGUUAUGUUGCAUCAAAUCUAGGCAGCAAUUGCAAAUAACACUUCCUUUUAUUCUUUUUUAAAUGGAAGAGGAUACUAUUCAUAACUGAUUGCAUCAAAUACUAAAUUACACAAAUACUAAAUUCAAAUACAUGAUUGCAAUCACCAAAUACUAAAUCUAGGCAGCAAUUGCAUAUAACACUUCCUUUUAUUUGUUUUAUUCUUUUUCAAAUACUAAAUUCACCAAAUACAUGAUUGCAUCAAAUUCUCCAAAUAGAAGAACUGAUAUUUGAAAUUGUGUAUCCAGGAACCUUUCGUAAACAUUCCAGAGGAUACUAUUCGUGAAGCACUAAAAGUUAUUCUUGAUGAAAAGAAUCACCCCCUUUUGAUCCAUUGCAAGCGAGGAAAGACAUUCGAUUUGAGUUUUUGUUUAUGAUAGGCAUGCUGUAAAAGAGAUGGAAGAAAGUCCCUCAUCAACAGCUUAGGGUGGGAAAAUAACUGGAAUCAAGUUUGGUUUGGAUUUGUGUGUGUUUGGAUUUGUUAAAAUAAUCAAUUGGUUUUGAAUUGGACAUGGGGGGUUUGCUUUUGGUUUGAAAAUGUUGGAAGAUUUGGCAUUUGUUUUCAAAAUUCUCACCAAAGGUCUUUACUAUAUUUAACAAGGCCAUGAUUUUUGCUGUGGAUUGAUUUUUAAGUUUUAUUUUUUUUUGGUUAGUUUGGUAUGAGCUAAAAGCCUCUUUUGGUACCCCACAGGGCAUGGAUGUUUGGGAAUUUUGGUUUUAGGGAUGUUUGGGUUUGUGUUUUCUAAACCUUAAUCCAUAUAUUCAAUGGAAUCACAGUUGAUAUAUACCUCAAUUUGGUUUGUUUCUAAGAUUUGGGGUUCUAUUUGUUUUCUAAGAUUUGUUUUUUUAAACAUUCAAAUUGGAAA
Camellia sinensis is the source of this 1395-nucleotide messenger RNA. Lineage: Eukaryota; Viridiplantae; Streptophyta; Magnoliopsida; Ericales; Theaceae. The record is from RefSeq and is a predicted model, not a curated record.